AUGUCCAACAAGAUAACCGAUGCCCGCCUGGAAUGGCUAGAGGAGACAAGGCGGCGGAAAAGCUUGCUCCUCCAGAAGCUUGAAGAGGAGGAGAAGAAGAUGGGGGGCGGCAAGGACAUUGUGUCCUCUUCGACGGACGACGGUGCCGCAGCACCACAACAGGACUCCGACAAGACGCAGGACGCGCUCAACACGCACCAAUUGAACAUUGACCGGUUCAAGGAGGAGCUUGCGGCGAUUGAAAAGGAAUUCGAGUCCUGGCAGGAAAUGGGAUUCAGCUUGCCCGCCUCCAAGUGA
Trichoderma virens Gv29-8 is the source of this 297-nucleotide messenger RNA. RefSeq lists its product as uncharacterized. The record is from RefSeq and is a predicted model, not a curated record. The transcript has a single exon. Bases 1 to 297 code for a protein of 98 amino acids. Lineage: Eukaryota; Fungi; Ascomycota; Sordariomycetes; Hypocreales; Hypocreaceae.